CUUUUCCCAAACACGUGAUGUAAACAAACCUUAAACCUUCGCUUUAGGCAAACAGUAGAAAGUUAAUCGGUUGUCUGAAAGUCGUUAAUUAAACACUUAGGAUAAAGUCCCAAUUUGUAAGUGAUGAGACUUUUCUCUAGAAUUAUUUAAGGUUAUCGAUUUGGUUAUCGAUAUACCUGCUUGCCAUGGCCAGCCCGACAAUCGAAUCCCUUUGUUGCAUAACCACCAACAAUGCAUUCAGCAAAGAUUUCCUUCAAGACUUCCAGUCUGUUCCCUAUAACUUGGUAUCCAUAGUGGCUUCUGUCUUCGGUAUUGCUGGCGCAACUUAUCAGAUUUUGCCUCGCACAUCUGGCAAUGGCACAGCUGCCAGAGGAGGAAGAUUUUUCAGAACUCGAGGUCGAGUUAUCAUCAAGUGGUUAGCAGCAGCAGACCUCAUGGCUUCACUAGGCAUAUUGAUACGAUCAGCAUCCUGGUUAGCCGAUGACACUUUUGGUUCAAAGCCAGAUGAUAGUCCUCUUGGCCAGUACCUCUGUAUCAUUACAUCUGGAAUGAUUCACUACUUUUACACAGCAACAUACUGCUGGACAUUUCUCUAUGCAUUAGAUGUUAAGUUGGUUAUGCAAGAGAAGCGAGUUAGUCAUCAACUUUACCACCUUAUCUCAUGGAUGGUACCACUUGCCUUGUGCCUCACAGGACUUCUCAUUCUAUAUCUGCCUGACCUCAAUUGUCAUAGUAAGGCAGUAAAUCCAUAUAUGCGUUUCCUGCCCAACUAUCUCAGUUCGUUUCUUCAAUUGUUGUUGUGAUGAUUGGGAAACCCAAUUCUGUAUUGCAUCUCGUUUUCUGGGGUUGAAAAACAAAUAAUGUCUGCACGAGGAAGGUUUACCCACGCUGAGCGACGGGUAGUGGAUGGUCUUCUGAAGAAAUUUUUCCUCAUUAAUGCAGUGUUUUAUUUGUGCUGGCUGCCAAACAUUGUAAAUGGCAUUGUAUUAUGGACAGCAUUGGAUAACCUUCCCAGGAAUUUUGUUCUUGUAUUUGUUUGGGUAUUUAAUGGCAGUAUUACAUUAUUAUCAAUAAAUUUCUUGAGUCAAACUGCACCUAUAAUCUGA
Molecule: messenger RNA, 1106 nt
Organism: Macrobrachium nipponense
Lineage: Eukaryota; Metazoa; Arthropoda; Malacostraca; Decapoda; Palaemonidae
Product: G-protein coupled receptor 143-like
Biological process (GO): regulation of calcium-mediated signaling; G protein-coupled receptor signaling pathway; melanosome organization
Cellular component (GO): plasma membrane; melanosome membrane
Molecular function (GO): L-DOPA binding; L-DOPA receptor activity; dopamine binding
Source: RefSeq, a predicted model, not a curated record